GAUUCCUGUAGUGGUUCUACAGCAUUUCACCCAAGAAGCAGGGACCUGGUGUGACCCUCGUGGGAGAGUGAGCUUCAGGAAUGCUGUAAAAAUACUUUAUGUUGCCACAGACAUCUGAAUUGAUAAAAUGGCAGCCCAUGUAGCUUCCCAUCACCAACAGCAGGCAGCACAGAACAGCUUGCUGCCCCUCCUGAGCUCUGCCAUGGAGCCCCCUGAUCAGAAACCAUUGCUUCCAAUACCAAUAACUCAGAAACCUCAGGGUGCAUCAGAAACAUUAAAGGAUGUCAUUAGGAUUAAAAAAGAAAAACCCAAAACUUCAUUUGUGUGCACUUACUGCAGUAAAGCUUUCAGGGACAGCUAUCACCUGAGGCGCCAUGAAUUCUGCCACACAGGGAGCAAGUUGGUGUCCCAGCCAAAGAAAACCCCCACCAUGGUGUUUCCUCUUAUCUCUACCAUCGCUGGGGACAGCAACCAAACUUUGUUGGUCUUGACCAUUGCAGGCUUCUUGUCAACAGUCACUACAUCUUCCUCGGGCACCAACCCUAGUAGCAGUGCCAGCACCACAGCUAUGCCGAUGACUCAAUCUGUCAAGAAACCCAGUAAGCCUGUCAAGAAGAACCAUGCUUGUGAGAUGUGUGGGAAGGCCUUCUGAGAUGUGUACCUUCUCAGUCGGCACAAGCUCUCCCAUUCAGAUGAGAAGCCCUUCGAGUGUCCUGUUUGUAAUCAGCGCUUCAAGAGGAAGGACCGGAUGACUUACCAUGUGAGGCCUCAUGAAGAAGGCAUCACCAAACCCUGUACUUGCAGUGUUUGUGGGAAAGGCUUCUCAAGGCCUGACCCCUUACGCUGUCAUGUAAAACAUGUCCAUUCAACAGAAAGACCCUUCAAAUGCCAAACGUGCACUGCUGCCAUUGCCAGCAAAGACAGACUGUGGACACACAGGAUGCGCCACAAAGGCAAGGUAUCAUGUAAUAUCAGUGGGAAGCUCCUGAGUGCAGCAUACAUCACCAGCCACUUAAAGACUCAUGGACAGAGCCAAAGUAUCAACUGUAAUACAUGUAAACAAGGCAUCAGUAAAACAUGCAUGAGUGAAGAGACCAGUAACCAAAAGCAGCAGCAGCAGCAACAACAACAUGUGACAAGCUGGCCAGGGAAGCAGGUAGAAACACUGAGACUGUGGGAAGAAGCUGUUAAAGCAAGGAAGAAAGAAGCUGCUAACCUGUGCCAGACCUCCAUGGCUGCUACGACACCUGUGACUCUCACUGCGCCAUUCAAUACAACAUCCUCUGUGUCGUCUAGGGCUAUGUCAAACCCAGUCACAGUGGCAGCUGCAAUGAGCAUGAGAAGUCCAGUAAAUGUUUCAAGUGCAGUUAACAUAACCAGCGCAAUGAACAUAGGGCAUCCUGUAACUAUAACCAGUCCAUUAUCCAUGACCUCUCCUUUAACACUCACUAGCCCGGUCAACCUCCCCACCCCCGUCACUGCCCCAGAGAAUAUAGCACACCCUGUCACCAUCACAUCUCCAAUGAAUCUGCCCAUGCCUAUGACAUUAGCCACCCCUCUCAAUAUAGCAAUGAGACCUGUAGAGAGCAUGCCUUUCUUGCCCCAAGCUUUGCCUACAUCACCGCCUUGGUAAACAGUAUUAUAAAAUCAAAAUAUGGGUUAAAGUAAAUAUUUACCAGCAACUUAACUUUUAGUUGAUUAAAGCAAACAGUAAACCAUGAAAUU
Messenger RNA from Pongo pygmaeus (Bornean orangutan), 1725 nucleotides. RefSeq names its product vascular endothelial zinc finger 1-like. Gene Ontology annotation, cellular component: nucleus. Gene Ontology annotation, biological process: regulation of gene expression. The record is from RefSeq and is a predicted model, not a curated record. NCBI's taxonomy places the organism in Eukaryota, Metazoa, Chordata, Mammalia, Primates, Hominidae. The transcript has a single exon.